AUGAAGCAGAACGGCGCUGUCCAGCGAUUUCCCCUCCCCUCAGACCAUGUAAACCCUCAUCUUAAGCAGAUGGAUCCCUCCAAACCUCCCCCUGUCAAGUUCCAAGAGAUCGUUCGCGAUGGUCAGGCAACUAUCGUUGGCCGCCUGAAGAUCCCGACGCCCUCCGGACACGCGUUCAUCCUCCGUCGCCUCGACACGGGUGCGAUCAGCCUCACCACCAUGUUCCGCGCUGCCUUCCCCACCGCGACCGACGAUGCAGAGAAGCUCGAGUCCAGCUGGGUCCGCGCCUCCUUCGACCUCUCCGGCACCAACAAGGGCGGCCGCGCCCGCUUCGCCGGGACGUGGGUCACCCCCGAGAUCGCGCUCCAGCUCGCCGACAGCUACGGCCUCGGCGCCGCCAUCUCCGUCCUCGCCAAGGCUGACCCCGACCCGGCUGUCGUCUACCGCCGCUCCACGCGCGCACAGCAGCCCACGCCCGAGCAGUCGCCCGCCACGGGCAAGGAGCCCGGCCCGACGCCCGCAAAGAGGCGCAAGGAGGCGUCGCCCAUGACGCCCGCCUCCGCGUCGGUGCCCACUCCUGCCGCCGCACCGGCGGCUGCGAAGCCCACCGUUCCCACCCCACCACCCUCCACCGCCAGGCAGACCGCUACGCCCCCUCCCAGACGGUCAACCCGGCACAAGAGCCCCGGCCCGCCCGCGGCUACGCCUCUCCCCACCAGGACGCCGCGGAGCGCGCGCGGCACACGUAAGACCCCGAACGCCGUUAAGGACGAGGUCGACGGUGCGGUCGACCCCAUCGCCCAGAAGCUCGCGGACGAGGUGAUGGCGGAGGACAUCCGCGAGCAGAAGGAGCUCAUCGCGCGCCUCAAGGCACGCCGCGAAGAGGCGCGCCGCUUUGUCGAAGAAGAGGACGAGGAGGACGAAGACGCCGAGUCUGGCGACGAGGACGAGGUGUCGCCCGCGAAGCCCGCGAGCAAGCGGCAGCGCGAGGACGAGGAACCCCUCAAGUUCAACUUCAAGGAGCCCUCGGGCGAGGUCGGCGAGCGGGCGAUCGCGACGAACCGCCGGGUGUCCAUACUCGCGAACAUGCCCCCAGAGCGCAAGUCUCUCGCCUGGGGCGCCCUCGCGUUUGCUGUCGGAUGGGGCGCUUUCCUGCUGCCCACGAUGCAGAACUAUCUACAGAUCUGA
This is a messenger RNA of Fomitopsis serialis, 1188 nucleotides long. RefSeq lists its product as uncharacterized. The record is from RefSeq and is a predicted model, not a curated record. The transcript is spliced from 5 exons. Gene Ontology annotation, molecular function: DNA binding. The coding region runs from base 1 to 1188 and encodes 395 amino acids. Lineage: Eukaryota; Fungi; Basidiomycota; Agaricomycetes; Polyporales; Fomitopsidaceae. Gene Ontology annotation, biological process: mitotic telomere tethering at nuclear periphery; meiotic attachment of telomere to nuclear envelope. Gene Ontology annotation, cellular component: nuclear membrane complex Bqt3-Bqt4.